This is a messenger RNA of Zingiber officinale, 489 nucleotides long. RefSeq lists its product as uncharacterized. NCBI's taxonomy places the organism in Eukaryota, Viridiplantae, Streptophyta, Magnoliopsida, Zingiberales, Zingiberaceae. The coding region runs from base 1 to 489 and encodes 162 amino acids. The record is from RefSeq and is a predicted model, not a curated record. The transcript has a single exon.
AUGGAGGCUGUGAUUCUUUGGAAGAAUGCGAGGAAGUCUCCGGCAGUGGAUUCAAGAUCAGAUUCAGCAAACGCCGACAGGUCGAAGUUGAGGAAAUGCACCUCUUUGAAGGUUGCGUCUUCCUUCACCCGAGUGUGUCUCUGCUCCCCGAUCUCCUCCUACAAUGAGGUGUUUCGGGCCGACGUCCCCACGAGGAGGAGCUUCAGCUACCCGAGCUCGAAAGCUUUUGCGCCCCCGUCGCAUCGGGUCAUCGGCACAAGGAAUUCACUGGAAACGAGGAGAGUGUUCAGGGGGAAGUCGCUGACGGACGAUACAUUGAUGAGGAGGUUUGUGGUGGAGGAGGAAGCGAUGAUGCAGCUGAAGAGGAGGAACCAGAUGGAGUUUGUGAGGCAGAGGAAUGCGAUGAAGAGGAAGAAGCUCGGGCCUAGUCCUCUCUGCAGGAUGGCAAUGGCUGCAGAAGAGCCCAGCCCAAGAUCUGCAUACAAUUAG